Thecamonas trahens ATCC 50062 is the source of this 1284-nucleotide messenger RNA. Its product is annotated as actin-like protein 3. Gene Ontology annotation, cellular component: actin cortical patch; Arp2/3 protein complex. Gene Ontology annotation, molecular function: actin filament binding. NCBI's taxonomy places the organism in Eukaryota, Apusomonadida, Apusomonadidae. The coding region runs from base 16 to 1284 and encodes 422 amino acids. Gene Ontology annotation, biological process: Arp2/3 complex-mediated actin nucleation. The transcript is spliced from 2 exons. The record is from RefSeq and is a predicted model, not a curated record.
CUCAGCACUGGCAACAUGUCGGGACAGCCGCCUGCAGUGGUCAUUGACAAUGGUACCGGGUACACCAAGAUGGGCUUUGCCGGCAACGUGGAGCCGCAGUUUGUGGUGCCGACGGCGAUUGCGUCGAACGAGGAGACUGCGUCGAACAAGGGAGCGCGUGGCGGCCCGUCGACGGUCAAGGGACUGGAGGACCUUGACUUCCACAUUGGCGACGAGGCACUCGCUCACCAGAACACGUACCAGGUGUACUACCCGAUCCGGCACGGGCAGAUCGACAACUGGGACCACAUGGAGCGGUUCUGGGAGCAGUGCUUCUUCAAGUACCUGCGUGCUGAGCCGGAGGACCACCACGUGCUCCUGACCGAGCCGCCGCUCAACCCGCCGGAGAACCGCGAGUACACUGCGGAGAUCAUGUUCGAGACUUUCAACGUGCCCGGGCUGUACAUUGCGGUUCAGGCAGUGCUUGCACUUGCGGCGUCGUGGACGUCGUCUGCGGUGACGGAGCGGACGCUGACGGGCACGGUGAUUGACUCGGGUGAUGGCGUGACGCACGUCAUCCCGGUCGCCGAGGGCUACGUCAUCGGCUCUGCCAUCAAGCACAUUCCGAUGGCCGGGCGCGACAUCACAUCGUUCAUCCAGCAGCUGCUCCGCGAGCGCGAGGGCUCGGCGAUUCCGCCGUCCGAGUCGCUGGAGGUGGCCAAGCGUGUCAAGGAGAUGUUCUCGUACGUGUGCUCGGAUGUGGCCAAGGAGUUCAGCAAGUACGACAAGGACCCGGCCAAGUGGAUCAAGCAGUACGAGGGCGCCGACCCGCGGACCAAGAAGCCGUUCACCAUCGACGUCGGCUACGAGCGCUUCCUCGGCCCCGAGCUGUUCUUCAACCCGGAGAUCUUCUCGUCCGACUUCCUUACCCCGCUCCCCACCGUUGUCGACGCCUCGAUCCAGGCCACGCCCAUCGACGUCCGCCGCCCGCUGUACAAGAACAUUGUGCUCUCGGGUGGUUCGACCAUGUUCAAGGACUUUGGCCGCCGUCUCCAGCGCGACGUCAAGCGCACCGUCGACAAGCGCAUCAAGGUCUCCGAGGAGCUCUCCGGCGGCCGCAUCAAGGCCAAGCCCAUCGAGGUCAACGUCAUCUCGUACCCUAUGCAGCGCAACGCUGUCUUCUUUGGCGGCUCCAUGCUCUCCUCCACCCCCGAGUUCUACACCGUCUGCCACACCAAGGCCCAGUACGACGAGAUCGGCCCGUCGCUCGCCCGCCACAACCCGGUCUUUGGCGCUGGCGCCUAA